AUGAGUCAAGCCAUUGACGAAGAACCGACUCAAAAUAAUGAACAUUUCAUACCAAAUGAAGAGGUAGGCGAGAAUAGUGAGGAUGAUCUUGAGGAGGUUCGAUUUGAAGAUCUAUUUGGUGUUAGUGAUGACGAUGGCAAUGAAGGCAUCUUCGACAUACCGACCGUUGCACUAAGAGCGCAACCAAUUAGUUUGUACAACCCACAUGUGCACAUGCAAAACAUAAGUUUGGAUGAUGCUGAACCAAUCUCCGUUUUCGGAAGUUUCAUACCAACUCACAAUGCUGACGAAAUAGAGGAGGACAUCGAGUAUGAAAAUAAGGAAGAGUGUGUUCUGGCGUUGCAACAAUGGCAUAUAAAACGUAGUCUAAAUUUUUCUGUGGUUAGAUCUGACAAUGUACGUUUUGUCAUCAAAUGUAGAAAUUCAACAUGCAAUUUCAAAUGCAGGGUCUCUUUGCGUGAGGGCAACUCAAGGUGGAGAGUUGGUAAGUUUGGUGGGCCUCAUACGUGCACAACCACUUCCAUGUCACAAGACCAUACAAAACUCAGUUCGGAAAUGAUUAGUAAGAGCAUAAUGGAGCUUGUAAAUCGGGACGCUUCCAUUAAGGUGAAGGUUAUCAUCGCUCAUGUUGCUGAGAAAUACAGGUAUAACAUAUCCUACAAAAAGGCAUGGAUUGCAAAGUGUAAGACAAUUGAGUCGUUGUAUGGAAAUUGGGAGACAUCUUACAGCGAUCUGCCGCAGUGGAUACUAGUAAUGAAAACAUAUCUACCAGGUACCAUUAUAGAAUUGCAAUCCUUACCUGUGAUUUCAAAUGAUGGUUCACACUUGGGUGACCAAAGGAUAUUUCAUCGUCUGUUUUGGGCGUUUCGACCAUGUAUACGUGGUUUCGCAUAUUGUAAACCUAUUGUGCAGGUUGAUGGAACAUGA
Molecule: messenger RNA, 927 nt
Organism: Lathyrus oleraceus (garden pea)
Lineage: Eukaryota; Viridiplantae; Streptophyta; Magnoliopsida; Fabales; Fabaceae
Exons: 1
Coding region: 1-927 (308 amino acids)
Source: RefSeq, a predicted model, not a curated record